Messenger RNA from Juglans microcarpa x Juglans regia, 2220 nucleotides. RefSeq lists its product as uncharacterized. The record is from RefSeq and is a predicted model, not a curated record. Lineage: Eukaryota; Viridiplantae; Streptophyta; Magnoliopsida; Fagales; Juglandaceae. The transcript is spliced from 6 exons. Bases 1 to 2220 code for a protein of 739 amino acids.
AUGACCAAGAGGAAGAGAACGACACCUCCUCCUCCGGAGAGGAUUGUGCCUAAAUUGGCCAUGACUUGGCCUGAGCCCUCCAUCUGGGAGCGACUCGAGGGCAUUGAUCGAGAAAUCACAGGCAUACUUGAAUUCAUCGCAGAGUUCAAGCGGCGUAACAACCGAAAAAAGGAUAAGGCUUUAGAAAAGAGCGUGAAGUGGAACAAUGACAGAAUGCCAAACAGGCACCGCCUAGAGGAGAACAAGGAUGUACUUAUGAGAAGUUUAUGGGAAUAUGACGGUCGAUUAGUACGUUGCUCGCUUUAUGGAAAUGGGAAGGUUCACACCUCAUCUAAUCAGUACCAAGAAGAUGCAAGCAAGAAGUUUCAGGACGGUUUGCAAUCUCGUAUCCAAAACCAAGUAGCAUGUCUACAGAUAGGAAAUUUCCAAGAAUUGGUUAAUAUGGCUUCGAUAACAGAGGCGGAGCAACGAAGACUAAUUGCACAAGCUCAAAUGGAUAGGAAAAUGGGAUUUCCUUACUCGUUAGGAAGUAAUACGGGGAAGCGAACGGCCCCGCAAAUUACACCUGGAGGAGUGUCGACGACAAAUGCUAAACCCAAGACUGCAGCAAAGGCCGAGGUUUAUGCUAUUAUGCCAGAAGAGGUAGACCUAGAAGCUGAUGAGACGACAGACGCGAGAGUGAUUACUGGUAAAGUUAGAUUGAAGCAGUAUGUGGUAUAUGCUUUAUUUCAUUUCGGAGCGUCGAGGUCUUUUAUCUCUAGUAGAUGCGUACGACGAUGUGAGCUCAAGGUUGAGCCAAUGUCUCGAAAAGUUUUAGUAGCUAUCCCUGACGGGAACGUAAUGGGUUGUACCAGUAUAAUUACAAAUUGCCCGCUGGAAAUCCCAAAUUUGGUCUUGACUGCAGAUUUGAUUAUUUUUCACAUGAUGGAAUUCGAUCUAAUCUUAGGAAUGGAUUGGUUGUCUAGGCAUUAUGCCCAGAUAGACUGUCGGAGGUGGGAGGUAGUGUUUAACUUACCUGCAUGUGAAAUGAUUUGUUAUAUGGGUGAGUUUGUUCGGCUUGAUUUGUUUACGGUAACGGUUGAACAAGUCAAGAAGAGUUUGGUGAACAGGGAUAUUGUCUAUCUAGUGAUGAUAAAGGAUGUAAAGGAAGGACCUGAAGGAAUCCAAAGAAUCCCUGUGAUUGAGGAUUUUUCCAAAGUUUUCGCUGAUGAACUACUCGGAUUACCUCCAGAUCGAGAGACGAAAUUUGUAAUUGAGCUUGAACAAGCCACAACCCUAGUGCAUAAGUCACCCUAUCGGAUGGCCCCAUCAGAAUUAAAAGAGCUUAAAGUGCAGAUUGAAGAACUUCUAGCAAAGGGUUUUAUUCGACCAAGCUCAUCGCCUUGGGGAGCACCGGUCUUGUUCGUUAAAAAGAAGGAUGGGACUCUUCGGAUGUGCAUUGAUUAUAGGGAUUUUAAUAAAGUGACUGAUAAGAAUAAAUAUCCCUUGCCAAAGAUAGACGAUCUAUUGGAUCAAUUGCGAGGAGCUGCGAUUUUCUCGAAAAUUGAUCUACGAUCCAGAUAUCAUCAACUCAGAAUUAGGGAGCAAGAUGUCUCUAAGACUGCUUUUCGAACCCGUUAUGGACACUUCAAGUUUCUAGUCAUGCCUUUUAGGCUGAUGAACGCCCUUGCCACAUUUAUGGAAUUGACAAAUCGAAUUUUCCUACAAUAUUUAGAUAGUUUCGUAGUGGUAUUCUUAGACGACAUAUUGAUUUACUCUCAUGAUGAGGAAGAGCAUAAGAAGCACUUGAGGAUUGUACUGGAAACAUUGCAGGAACAUCAGUUGUAUGACAAAUUUAGUAAGUGCGAGUUCUGGCUUAGUGAAGUGAAAUUUUUGGGCCAUGUGAUUUCUAGCAAAAGAGUACCAGUGGAUCCUGCUAAAACUGAUGCUGAUAUUACCGAAGGAGUACAAGAGUUCACAUCUGUGACUGAAGAAGAAAUCAUGGAAGGACAGCGUAAAUAUGAGAAACUGGAGAAGUUUCGACAGAAGAUUAUGAAAUCAGAAGGGCCACAACAUCUUUCUAUUGGAAGGAAUGAGAUUUUCUUUUAUAAGGAGAGGAAAGUAAUUCCUAACCUCACUGAACUUAAGGAAAAGUUACUAAAGAAGGCUCAUUGCACCCUUUACACAGCGCACCCUGGCAGUACAAAGAUGUAUCGAGAUUUAAAAGGCCAGUUUUGGUAG